GGAGCCGCCCGUGCGGCGCGCCGCUCGGUCGGGGCCGAAGCGGCCGCCGUCGCCGUCUGUCUCCACAUACCAGCACCGUCGCCGACGCGAGAGGUCCGUGCAGCUGCCGAGCCCACCGGGCCGAUAAUGUGCUCACGCCGUUCGGCUGUCUACGAUGCCGUGUUCUCCCGGUCUAGCUGAGUUUGAGGUGGAUGUGAUGGGUCACGUGAUGUCCGAGGUUCCCGAGACGGGCGAGAAGCGGCCGCCCGAGUACGCCGCCGAGCAGCUCAUCAAGAGGAUCCGGCCGGGCGGCUGGACGGAGGAGACGCCGCCGCCCUCGCCGCACGAGUCGUCCUCCGAGGCGAGCGAGGACGAGUCCGAGGACGAAGAGGAGGAGGAGGAGGAAGCCGAGAAGGGCUACCAGGGCAGCAUCCUCGCCUCGUGCCUGCUCUCCGACAAACGGUCGGGGUUCGCCGCUGAGCCGGAGCCGGCCUGUGAGCUGGGUCGAGCUCCCGGACAGGGGGCAGGUUUCGGAGGGUGGUACGCCGAUUCCGGCUACCAGCGGCCGCAGAAUCAGACCGUCGAGUGCGACGGUAAGAGCUACAUACAGUUGGGCGCGGUGCCGGCGCGGCGGGAGCGCUCACAGUUCUACCGGUACCAGAGGUUCACCGCGCUGCAUGCCACGCUGAUAAAGCUCAGCCGGCACCGGCGCACCAUGGACCCGCUCCUGAGGAAGUCGGUGCUGCUCUUCAACACGAUGAGGCACAUCGAGCGGGAGUUGGAACAGGAGGGUCUCACUCUGGCGGCUGCCUUCAACCCGCACCAGUUCGACAGCGGUCCUCUGACGCUGGACCCGCCGCCGGUGCACUCUCCGCCGCCGGCGCCGCCGACACCGCCCCCGCCGGCGCCGCUGCCGCCGCCGCCCUCUGACGAGAUCAACUGGGGCUCUGUGCUGAGCCUGGGCAGCCAACCCGACAUGGAGCUGCUGCCCUGCGACCCGGCGCCGCCGACACCGCACUGGCCGCUGCCGCCACUCUCCGCAGACGUGUUGCGAUCGGUGCCCGAGCGACGAGACGACCUGUCGCCGCCGCCGGCCGACACGGUCUCCCUGCUGGCGCUGUAGCGCCGCCCGCGCCACCUGGCGCCGCAGCUGUGAUAUUGGAGUACCUGGGUCGACCGCUCGGCGGCGCCGCUGUCGCGUCGCUCGCUCAAACGCGCCUCCGCAUGGCAGUGUCAAACCGGAUAGUACAAAUCGGCUCGCGCACGAGCGCACGCGGUGGGGAGGCGGGUAUCGGACUGGGGCGGCGGACCCAUUCCAGCGGACAUUAUCCAGUCGUCACAAGUUGAAGUGUCAUCGAGCGCACACAAUCAUGACAGGUCGCUCAAAUAGGCUCGAUCCGACGGUGCUCACAAAUGACGUUGCGAUGUAGUGGUUAGACGUGUUCAGCGCUGGCAGCCGCUCCUCAAGCCAUUCGACUCAUGAUCAUCCAAUGCGGAAUAUAUUAAGACUCAUGACGGGCGUGGCCUUAGAGUCAACAUGUUCAUAACGUCGCAAUAGCCAGCAGUGGCACUCAAUUUGCUGAAAUUUU
Amphibalanus amphitrite is the source of this 1568-nucleotide messenger RNA. RefSeq lists its product as uncharacterized. NCBI's taxonomy places the organism in Eukaryota, Metazoa, Arthropoda, Thecostraca, Balanomorpha, Balanidae. Gene Ontology annotation, molecular function: transcription regulator activity. The record is from RefSeq and is a predicted model, not a curated record. The transcript is spliced from 2 exons. The coding region runs from base 155 to 1102 and encodes 315 amino acids. Gene Ontology annotation, cellular component: nucleus.